CGUCUUUUCUUUUUGCGCUCAGCGCGUCUUUGACAAUAAACCUUCAAUAACCGGAAUACACGCAUAUCACGCGCAGACACCUAGCCUGGACUGCCAAAACAACGCUACCGUCGCGAAUAAAGUGCACGCGACCGCGCGAGGCACCGGCCAAACACAAGACGGCCGCCUGCCGCCGACAUCAGCGACAACACCACUCUUACCCUGCAUAACAUCCACCACAUACAUCGCAAUCAUGGCGCCUUUAAAGAUCUCGAUACCGACAGCACAGAACCAGACACCUGAGAACGGAAAGGCCUACACAUCGUAUACCAUCAAGAUCGAACACCCCUUCCCCCGCGCCACAACCAGCGUUCAGAAGCGCUACUCCGACUUCUCCUCUCUCGACUCGGCCUUGCGAUCAGAAGCCGGGUGCGCGCCGCCCGCCCCCCUCCCACCAAAAUCCUGGCUCGGCGGCUUCCUAGGCAUAGGCAACACGGCAAGCUCACCCGAAGCCAUCGAGAAGCGACGAGCAGGCCUGGAGGCCUAUCUACGGGCCAUCGAGAGCAGCGAAGACGGACGCUGGCGCAUUUGCAAAGCCUACAAGUCCUUCCUCGACCUUGGCGGCGAACAAAACGGCAGCAACGGGAAGAAAACUACUGGCUUCCCCGGUUCACAGUUUGGAAAAGACAGGGUGAGGGAUUCGUCGGACUGGCUGGAUAAACACGCUGAACUCAAAUCUAACCUCCAAGACGCACGGAGAUGGUUGACGAAACGCGAACAAGCGACCGCAGCAACUGCGCAGCACGAGGCAGCGGCUAAUGCCAAGAAGAGCCUCGUCAGAGCUUCUACGCUCAUCUCGGCGCUGGACGAAGGCUUGAGCCGGCUAGGUGGCGCGAACACAAAAGGCGGUUCGGACGACUGGUCCGGCGAGAAACUAGGCGACGGCGAGAUACGCCGCAGAAAGGACAUGAUCAGUGGUCUACGCAAAGAACGCGAUGGUCUAGAUUCGGUGCUCAACAGCAUGGCUGUCAAGGCUGCGAUAUCGGGUUCUGGUGCCGCCUCGCACAAUGCGCCGUCGACGUCUUCGGCUGCUGUCACGGAGAGCCAGAAAGCGGGUCUGUUUAAAGGCGCGGCGUCUGCCAAACCGUCGUCGUCCAGUCGCAGAGUGCUGGGCGGCGCACCGGCGCAGGAAACGGAUAAAACGCGCGAAUUGGAUAAUGAAGGUGUUUUGCAGUUGCAGCAGCAGAUUAUUGCUGCGCAGGACGAGGAUCUGGUUGAUAUAGCGACUGUGGUGAGGAGGAUGAAGGAGAUGGGUGUCACGAUUAACAGGGAGAUUGUCGAGCAGAAUGCCAUGCUUGGGUUGUUUGAGGAGGAUGUCGAGAGGGUGGAUGGCAAGAUUAAGAUUGCUAAGAAGAGGAUUGAUAAGAUUCAUUGAGUGCAGUCGACUACGCAUCUGGGGGUAGAGAGUGGGGCGGACGGGAGAAGUUCAUCUCGCGCUUGUAAUAUAUGGUAUUGGAGUACGGCUAUUGGUAUUGGUAUUGGUAUUGGCACUAGGGUAGUCUUUCGAUUAGCUUGGCAAGGUUCGGAUAAUAUGAUUGUGAUACCCCUUUGAAUAAGAUAACACGAUGCCU
Messenger RNA from Alternaria alternata, 1610 nucleotides. RefSeq lists its product as hypothetical. The transcript has a single exon. The coding region runs from base 233 to 1414 and encodes 393 amino acids. Gene Ontology annotation, molecular function: phosphatidylinositol binding. Lineage: Eukaryota; Fungi; Ascomycota; Dothideomycetes; Pleosporales; Pleosporaceae. The record is from RefSeq and is a predicted model, not a curated record.